UUCUGAACAUACACACACCUCCGUGGAUUUAAGUAGUACGGAAGACCCCAAAACAACCAUAAUAGCACACGUGAGCGGGCUAUGCAUUCACCAGGCAGAUAAUUUGUCCGUUUUCAAUCAAAACCGCCUGUGCCGAGACACACUGGGACGCACUUUUUUGAAAACUUAUUGCAAAAAGCUCCCGCUGCACAAAAAGAAAAAAAAAAAAAAAAAAAAAAAAAAAAAAAGGGAGCAACUUCGGGGUGAUCGUAUUGGAUUAGAUGCAUGUCACUGGUUCCCUGCUGUCUAUAGGCUGAGGCACGGAGCGGCGCACAUCCGAGAGAGGGGAUAUAACGGAAUAAACCAAGGAAAAAAACAAGAAAACACUGAGAAAAAAGUUGCAUUUCCCGGCGGUCGCGCAUCGUCAUGACGAGGUACAACUUCUUAUUGUGCUUGAUGGUGCUCAUCUCCCUGGGACAGUCGGGGAGCGAUGAGCCCAAUUUGCUGGUGCCUCCUACCAGCGAGACGCCCACGGACGCCGGGCUGUCUCUGCUGGACGAGGACGCCGGUUCCCACGAGUGCUCCGCCUGCGUUUGGAGGGAGCAGAGCAAAGUACUGAGGCUGGAGACCAUCAAGUCCCAGAUCCUGAGCAAGCUGCGGCUGAAGCAGGCGCCCAAUAUCAGCCGGGAGGUGGUCAAUCAGCUGCUCCCCAAAGCGCCCCCGCUCCAGCAGCUCCUGGACCACCACGACUUCCAGGGAGACGCGUCGUCCCAGGAUGAGUUUAUGGAGGAGGAUGAGUACCACGCCACCACGGAGUCGGUGAUCACUAUGGCCUCUGAGCCUGAGCCCCUGGUGCAGGUAAACGGGAAGCCCAGCUGUUGCUUCUUCAAGUUCAGCCCCAAACUGAUGUUCACCAAGGUGCUGAAGGCCCAGCUGUGGGUCUACCUGCGGCCGCUCCAGCAGACCUCCACCGUCUACCUGCAGAUCCUGCGGCUGAAGCCCGUCACGGAGCAGGGCAGCCGCCACAUCCGCAUCCGCUCCCUGAAGAUCGAGCUCAACUCGCGGGUCGGCCUCUGGCAGAGCAUUGACUUUAAACACGUGUUGCAGAACUGGUUCAAACAGCCCCACACCAACUGGGGAAUCGACAUCAACGCCUUUGAUGAGAGCGGCAAUGACCUGGCAGUUACCUCGCUGCGACCCGGGGAGGAGGGGCUGCAGCCGUUCCUGGAAGUGAAGGUUCUUGAGACGACCAAACGUUCUCGGAGAAACCUGGGCCUGGACUGCGACGAGCACUCCACCGAGUCCCGCUGCUGCCGCUACCCGCUGACCGUGGACUUCGAGGCGUUCGGCUGGGACUGGAUCAUUGCGCCCAAGCGCUACAAAGCCAACUACUGCUCCGGCCAGUGCGAGUACAUGUUCAUGCAGAAGUACCCGCACACGCACCUGGUGCAGCACGCCAACCCCCGGGGCUCCGCCGGACCCUGCUGUACCCCGACCAAGAUGUCCCCCAUUAACAUGCUCUACUUCAAUGACAAGCAGCAGAUCAUCCACGGGAAGAUCCCGGGGAUGGUGGUGGAUCGAUGUGGGUGCUCUUAGGCGGCGCGAGGAGACGCACACUUUGUGUACAGCCCACAUCAAACCAUCCGAACCCCCGACGGAGCGCUCCUCUUGCACCAGAACCCAAUCCUCUGCACCAGAUUUCACCUUUGCUCAGCCACAAAAAAACACCACCACUGGGUUUACAUUUUUCCAGUAUUUGAAUUGAUUCUAA
This is a messenger RNA of Salarias fasciatus (jewelled blenny), 1750 nucleotides long. Its product is annotated as growth/differentiation factor 11. Gene Ontology annotation, cellular component: extracellular region. Gene Ontology annotation, molecular function: growth factor activity; cytokine activity. The transcript is spliced from 3 exons. The coding region runs from base 406 to 1575 and encodes 389 amino acids. Lineage: Eukaryota; Metazoa; Chordata; Actinopteri; Blenniiformes; Blenniidae. The record is from RefSeq and is a predicted model, not a curated record.